AUGAUGUUUCUCUACGUACUUGCAUGUUUGCUAUGCGGUUUGUUUUUGUUGAUUUCGUUGUUUUUGCAUAAACGGUUCACCUAUUGGGAGAGACGUGGAGUAGUGCAUGAUAAACCAACGUUCCUCUACGGAAAUUUACGUGAGUUCGGGCGCACAAAGCCACUUGUGCAACCAUUUCGUGAUUUCUAUAUGAAAUACAAAAACAAAGCACCUUUUGGUGGCUUCUACUUGUUUAUGCGGCCGGCAAUUGUCUUGUUUGACCUUGAGCUAGUAAAGGAUAUAUUAAUCAAAGAUUUUGGUAAUUUUCCGCAUCGUGGCAAUUACUAUAAUGAAAAGGAUGAUCCACUCUCAGGUCAUUUGGUUAAUUUAGCUGGACCAAAAUGGCGCACGAUGCGCACAAAAUUAACGCCGACCUUCACUUCUGGUAAAAUGAAAUUCAUGUUUCCCACUGUGGUACACGUGGCCAAUGAAUUCGUUUCCGUCUUUAAAGAUUUAGUUGAGAAGGAACAAAAAGUGAAUGCUUUAGCCAUGGACACACAAGAAACUGUUAUAGAGAUCAAAGACUUGUUAGCACGUUUUACUACAGAUGUUAUAGGCACAUGUGCAUUUGGUCUUGAGUGUAAUAGUCUGAAGAAUCCACAAACGUUAUUUCGGCGCAUGGGCAGCAAGGUAUUUACUGAACAACGUUAUGGCAAAAUAAUGAAUUCGAUACUAAACGCUUUCCCGGAACUGGGACGGAAGCUACAUAUAAAACUGACACAUGAUGAUAGAACGUGA
Molecule: messenger RNA, 777 nt
Organism: Teleopsis dalmanni
Lineage: Eukaryota; Metazoa; Arthropoda; Insecta; Diptera; Diopsidae
Product: cytochrome P450 6a2-like
Exons: 2
Coding region: 1-777 (258 amino acids)
Molecular function (GO): iron ion binding; heme binding; oxidoreductase activity, acting on paired donors, with incorporation or reduction of molecular oxygen
Source: RefSeq, a predicted model, not a curated record